UCCUCUCUCCUGCCCCAAGUCCCAACUCCCAAGAUCGCUCCGCCCAUUGGUCGUCGUAGUUGCGUUUCCAGUUCCCACCACCUCGCCGUUCUCCUCCUCCUCCUCCUUCGCCCACGAAUUCCAGAUCUGGAUUCUGACCAAGAAGUUCUCAGUGACUAGCAACAAAGGAGAGAAUGGAGCUCGCCGUGGGCGCCUCGGACAGCGCCAUGAGGUCCCUGCUGGGCAAGCUGGGCAGCCUGCUCGCGCAGGAGUACGCGCUCAUCAGCAGCGUUCGCAGCGAGAUCCAGUACAUCAAGGACGAGCUCACCAGCAUGCACGCCUUCCUCCGCAACCUCAACUACGCCGCCGCCGACGACCACGACGAGCAGACCAAGGACUGGAUGGAGCAGGUCCGCGACGUGGCCUACGACAUUGAGGACUGCGUCGACGACUUCAGCCACCGCCUCCGCGGCCAGCCCCGCGGCGAGGGCCUCCUGGCCGACAUCCGCCGCGCGUGGUACGCCAUGACCACCGUCUGGGAGCGCCGGUCUAUCGCGACCAAGAUCGUUGACCUCAAGGACCGGGCGCAGGGCGUCGGCGAACGCCGCACGAGAUACGGUGUCAAGGACCCGGGGCCAGAUGCGGCGGCCAAGGCAAGCACCAGGGCUACGCCUUCUUACCACGCCAACGAUCACCCACAGCCUGCUCCGCAGCUCGUCAGCGCGACGGAGCCGGUCGGGAUGGAGGAGGCCAUUGAGCAGCUUGGGCCAUGGCUGACCGAGGGGUCAAACGACCACCUCAAGGUCCUGGCCAUCGUCGGAUUCGGUGGCCUCGGCAAGACCACGCUGGCCUUGGCGCUGCAGCGCAAGUUUGGGGAGAAGUUCGAGUCCCGGGCAUCUGUGCAAGCGUCGCAGAAGCUGCACCGUGUAUCGCUCUUGAGAAGCAUUCUCAAGCAGGUCUUGCCGAAAAUUCCUGAUGGAGUUGAUGAAUGGGGCCUCAAGAAGCUAGAGGAGGAGCUUAAAACACACCUGGAGAAAAAGAGGUACUUCAUCUUAAUAGAUGAUGUGUGGUCUGUAUCAGCAUGGGAAGAAAUUUGGGUAUCAUUACCGAAAAAUAGUAAUGGUAGCAGAAUAAUGCUAACUACAAGGUUCAAGUCUGUAGCCGAGGCUAGUAGCAGUCAACAAACAGGCCGUACAUACCCUCUUGAACGGCUCUCUGAUGACAAAUCAAAGGACUUGUUCUUUGAAAAGAUCUUUGGUGGUAAUGAUCCAAAUCCCAAUGAAUUUAGAGAUACCAAAUAUGAAAUUUUGAAGAAAUGUGGAGGCCUGCCUUUGGCAAUAGUUGCAGUAGCAGGGCUUUUGGCGAGAGACCGCAAAUCAGAGAGCCAUUGGAUGAAAGUGCACACCUCUCUAAGUUCAGAGUUGGAGGUGAAUCUCACCCCUGAGGGAGUGACACAAAUACUUAAUCUCUGCUACAAUGACUUACAAGCUGAUCAGAAGAAUUGUUUGUUGUACUUGAGCAUAUUUCCAAAGGGUUACAGCAUUAACAGGAAGCGUUUGGUCAGGCGGUGGAUAGCUGAAGGCUUCAUUAUUGAGAAACAAGGAAAAACUGUCGAAGAAGUUGCCGAAGACUACUUUAAUGAGCUCAUUAGUAGGAAUAUAAUUCGGCCAGUUGACCACAAUAGCAAUGGAAAGGUUAAAACUUAUCAAGUUCAUGACAUGAUCCUUGAAUACAUUGUGUCAAAGUCAAGCAAAGAGAAUUUCAUCACAGUACUUGGGGGGCAUUGGCACACAGCAACACCAGGCAACAAGGUUCGCCGGCUGUCCCUACAUAGUAGUGAUCCAGACAGUGCAAAAUCUGAAAUCGAGAACAUGAACUUGUCACAUGUCCGAUCAUUGACAGCAUUUGACAGCUUGGAACGACUGCAAUCUUUUUCAUUCAAAUUUGGAAUACUGCAGGUGUUGGAUCUUGAAGGUUGCAAGGGCUUGACUGAAAUUCAUCUGCGCAAAAUAUGCAAGAUGUUUCAUUUGAAGUACUUGAGCCUACGCAAGACAAGCAUCAAAAAGCUCCCUUCAGCAAUUGGGAAGUUGAUAUAUCUGGAGACCUUGGAUAUAAGGGAAACAAAUGUGGAAGUCUUGCCGGAUUCAGUUGCAGAUCUGAAGCAAAUGGCCCAUCUACUCGGCGGUAAUAAAUCCACGCGUGCUGCCUUGAGAUUCACUGAUGGGAUUGCCAAGAUGACAGCACUGCAAACACUAUCAGGGAUAGGGAUAAGCCAGAGGUCAUCGAGAGCCCUUGGAGGCAUGCAUAACCUCACCAAGUUGAGGAAGCUCAGCAUCUACAGUAUUGCAGACUUUGAUAAACACAACCAGAAAUAUGGUGAUUUACUGUCUGCCAUUGAGUACUUAAGUGGUUGCUCUCUCAAGUAUCUUGCAGUUGAUGAUGGUUUCACAGGCUUUCUUGAUCUGGUGGUUUCCUCAUCCAGUCCCCCAAAAUACAUCCACACGCUCGAGCUUUCUGGUAAACUGCCUAAAGUUCCUCAAUGGAUCAAUGAGCUUAAAAAGCUUGAAAAACUGACCUUAUCGUUGACUUCGCUGAGGACACAUGACCUGUUUGUUCUUGCUCAACUGCCCCUGUUGUUUUCUCUCACAUUCUCAGUCAACGCAGCGAGGCAGGAUCACAGUGUCAUGAAGGUUUUCCUGAGAAAUACAAUGGAUUCAAGAGGAAACAUUCUUAUCCCGUCUGACGGAUUCCAUAGCCUUAGACUACUCCGUUUCUCAGCGCCGGUGCUGCCGCUGCUAAGCUUCCUCGAAGGCGCGAUGCCGAAGCUCCAAAGGCUUGAGCUCCGGUUCAAGGUGUUGGAAGGUGCUUACGGAGUAGAAAACCUUGUGAGUCUCCAACAAGUGCUUCUUAGAGUCAGCCAGCAGGCUUCUGAAACUACCAAGGUCAAGGUGUCUGACAUCAGAAGCUCCGUUCGCAUGCAUCCCAACAAGCCCACUGUGGUCGUGGAUGAGUACUACUGAUUGAUGAUAAAUGGCGAAACAAUCCAUGAUGUAACCGUAGUCUUUUUAUUUUGCAGUCUUGCAGAGGAACACCUCAUUGCUGAAUUGAAAUAUAGGCCAUGAUAUGGCUGCUGUGUGGAACUGUAAGUUUAACUUUCUGAUGAGUAAAUUUAUCGGUUGGUCUGUUCACG
Messenger RNA from Triticum urartu, 3169 nucleotides. NCBI's taxonomy places the organism in Eukaryota, Viridiplantae, Streptophyta, Magnoliopsida, Poales, Poaceae. The record is from RefSeq and is a predicted model, not a curated record.